Molecule: messenger RNA, 1632 nt
Organism: Penicillium subrubescens
Lineage: Eukaryota; Fungi; Ascomycota; Eurotiomycetes; Eurotiales; Aspergillaceae
Exons: 10
Coding region: 1-1632 (543 amino acids)
Biological process (GO): transmembrane transport; basic amino acid transport
Cellular component (GO): fungal-type vacuole membrane
Molecular function (GO): basic amino acid transmembrane transporter activity
Source: RefSeq, a predicted model, not a curated record
AUGACCAUUGGGGAGCAAAAGGCACUUCUCGAUAGGCCAGAACAAGAUGAGGAGGCCCUGGAGGUGCCCAAGGGGCUUGCGAUUGGGAAGCUGGCAAUGGCAGCUCUCUUGCUGGCUUGUUUCUUAGCAAAUGCGGAUGAAACGUUUGUUCUGAGCACAGGCAGUGAUGUCGCCUCAGCUCUCAACGCAUCAGGUCUUGCUUCGUGGCUCAUCACUUCAUACAAUCUUGGCUAUACAGUUGGCCUUCCAGUGUAUGGUCAAAUAUGUGAUUCAACGGGACCGAAAAGGGCCAUCCUCCUCGCUUUGAGCUUGUAUGCAGCUGGCUGCAUAUUGACCGGGUGUUCUAGCACAAUCGAGUAUGCCAUCGCUGGCCGUGUUAUCACAGGAUUUGGAGGUUCGGGAAUGAAUGAGCUCGUGUCUGUGCUCUUGAACAAUAUUGAUAAUUUCCACCGAGUUGCCAUGCUACGGUCUUAUGUUACGACGGUCUCGCUGGUUGGAAUAACCUGUGGUGCUCCUUUCGGCGCACUUCUUACAAGUCAGAUUGGGUGGCAACUGGCUUUCAUAAUUCACGUCCCAUUCGCGGUAUUAUGUGUCGCCAUAAUCUGGCUCAAACUUCACGAUGACAAGCCCCGGUCGCCUAUCGCUACAGACACCACAUAUGGAGCUAUUGAGGAACCUAUCGACGAAAGCAAAAUCGAAGUUGCUGGGUCAAAGUCCAAGCCAUUCGAUAUCGUAGGCCUUGUCUUCCUGAUAUCAGCUAUCGUUUCUCUGCUUUGCUUUGUUCAACUGGCUGAGGCACAGGAGAUGGAAAACAAGUCAAGUAUCCUGGCUGUUCUUGGAGCCAGCUUCUUGAUAUGCUCUGCGGUCUUUUGUGUCAACGAAGCCUAUUGGACUCAAACCCCCUUGCUUCCUCUCUCCUUGCUUAGCUUGGAUAAGCUGGGAUUGAGCUAUGCAGCACAAUUGUUUAUUGGUCUGGCGAGUUAUGCUAUGACACCGAUGUUUUCAGACUACUGGGUCAACACUCGAGGAAUCUCAGCCUCAGAGGGAGCUCUGUGUUGGGGACCAGUCACUCUUGGGUUUGCGAUCAGCGCACUCGUCACUGGUAAGCUAAUACAGAGGACCCGCAAAUAUCUUCGAUGGUCAAUCAUUGGCCUCACAAUCGCCAUUUUGAGCUUCCUCCUCAUCCUGAUCCGAUGGACCAUAUAUCAGCCGCAGAUGUGGGAAAUCUCUUAUGGAUUCUUCGCAUGGGUCGGCAUGGGAAUGACUCUGUCUUCUCAAUUUGUGGCCCUAUCCGCGUCAAAGCCAGAACAAAAUGCAGCCGCUUCCGUCACUACAUAUUACCUUGUACAACAGAUCGGCUUCAUGAUGGGGAUAACUCUCUCGAAGGCACUGCUUUCGAGGGAGAUUGAACGCCGUCUUAUGUUUGCCCUCAGGAAUGAAGUCGAAAGAAACCAGUUAAUCAAACAAAUAAUGAGCCACCGACGGUCAAUGAAUUCGGUACCUCCGGCACUUAAAGAAACCGUCCGGUUGAUAUUCCAACAGAGCUAUUACAUACAGCCAGCUGUUGGGAUAGGAUCCCUACUAAUCGCUCUUUUUAUCGUCCUCAAACAAAGAGAAGUAAAGUCUCCUUAA